This is a messenger RNA of Aspergillus lentulus, 843 nucleotides long. RefSeq lists its product as uncharacterized. Gene Ontology annotation, biological process: proteolysis. Gene Ontology annotation, molecular function: zinc ion binding; metallopeptidase activity. NCBI's taxonomy places the organism in Eukaryota, Fungi, Ascomycota, Eurotiomycetes, Eurotiales, Aspergillaceae. The record is from RefSeq and is a predicted model, not a curated record.
AUGCCCGCUCAGCAGACUACCAUCGAUGCCUCCAGGGCUAGUUUCUUCCAGGGAUUAAAGGGAGCUGUCGGUGCAGAAGUACUCAAGACCCUUGACCCAAAUAUCGUCGACGCUUUCAAACCAGCAAACAUGCAACCCACGCCGAGCUCACCAACCACACCCACGAAAUACACAUGCUCCACGCAGAAACCCCUGCCAGCAGCUUUCAAAUCCAGUGCUCACAAAGCAGCACUCCAAGUCGGGCUUGGAAAGGUUAUACCCCGCUGGAAGACCGGCCCUUCCAAAACCGUCAACUUCGCAGUCUUCCAGAACGGCUACCCAAAGCCCGAAUGGGCAUUCCUCGCAGCCGCCGCCUUAAACGAAGCAGCCGAAGACUGGAACGCGCUUGACCUCGGCGUGCAGCUCAAAUGGGUAUCUAAUCUCGAAGACGCCGUAUUCGUCCUUUCCUUCGCAGGCGACCAGGGCGGAGUCCUCGCCGACGCAUUCUUCCCCAACGAGGUUGAUCUGAAUGUGCUCAACGUUUACAACGGCGCAUUCCGGCCUGGGACCCUGCCGUUCCUGAAGAAUAUCUUUUUGCAUGAGUUGGGCCACGUCCUUGGUCUCCGGCAUGAGUUUGCACCGGAGACAGAGGACGAAGGAGACGAGUACACGGUGCAGAUUGGUCCUCGGAAUCCGCUCUCGGUGAUGGGGUAUGAAUUUCCUCCCCAGAUGCAGCCUUCUGAUGUUGAGAAUGCGAAGGCUUUUUAUAAGUUUCCCGGGACAUCUCUGGGAUGGAAAGAAGCGCAUACUGGAAGUUCGCGAAAGGCUAUGUUGCAUAUUAAGGAUUAUGAUGCGAAUAACUAG